UGACCUCAGGUGAACCGCCUGCUCCAGCCUCCCAAAGUGCUGGGAUUACAGGCGUGAACCACCGCGCCUGGCCUGCAGAGCUCUUCUUUUGGCCACUUGAACAAACAUCCUGGGUCACUAAACUCAGGGAUUCCUGUGACAAGAUUAGUUUUCUUACAGGUGAGAAUGUGUGAGUAAGGUGGAAGCCAGUUUUGUGAAAGCCUUGAGAAUCCCCAACGGACAGUAACAUAGGAAGCUAAAUGCAGCGGACCUGCAGGAUGGACUGAUGCACAGUAAGAGCUCCUUGUGGUCGACCCUCUGACUUCCAUUCCGUCUCCCUGUGCUGGAAGACGCCCGUCAGGUCGGCUCGCAGGCGGUUUCUAGGGCCGGUCUUCCCCGGCGCAGGACCGAAAUCCUCCGCUUUCCGGCAGGGAGGAACCACCGAGAGGAAGCCACUCCCGCCUUCCUAGAGAGGAGAUGGUAGCCGUUAUUGGCCGAGAGGCGCGGACUGCUGACGUCACGCCGGCGUGGGGCGUCAGGGACUUGCCGCAUUCCGCCAGGCAGCGUCCAGAGACCUGAGUGUUGCUAGGUGCAAGAGGGGAGCGCCGCAGGAAGCGCACGAGAGGCUGAUCAUCAGGAGUUCACUUUUGGAGAAAUUGAGAAAGCAUGCUGAACAAGGAAGAGGAAGGGAAAUCCUUCAGGGAUGAAGGAGAGGAUAGUAAUGCAUGUGUGUGAGCACACACAAACAGUAACCUUUCCUAGGAGAACAGUAUUACUAUAUGAAUUUGGUGUUAUAAGCAGCAUGAAUUGCAGCCAAAUAUCACUCAAAAUGAAACAUCGGAGCGUUAACAUGCAGAAGAAACCUUCAAAGUGUAGUGAAUGUGGAAAGUUCUUUACUCAGAGAUCAUCUCUUACCCAGCACCAGAGGAUUCACAGAGGAGAGAAGCCCUAUGUGUGCAGUGAAUGUGGAACUUGUUUCCGCAAACAGUCAAAUCUUACUCAACAUCUGCGAAUUCAUACGGGAGAGAAACCUUAUAAAUGUAAUGAAUGUGAGAAAGCCUUUCAAACAAAAGCAGUUCUUGUUCAGCAUUUGAGAAUUCAUACUGGAGAGAAACCCUAUAAAUGCAGUGAAUGUGGAAAAGCCUUUUGUCAGAGCCCAUCCCUUAUUAAACAUCAGCGAAUUCAUACUGGAGAGAAACCUUAUAAAUGCACAGAAUGUGGCAAAGCCUUCAGUCAGAGCAUAUGCCUUACUCGGCAUCAGAGGAGUCAUUCUGGAGAUAAACCUUUUAAGUGUAAUGAAUGUGGGAAAGCCUUUAAUCAGAGUGCAUGCCUCAUGCAGCAUCAGAGAAUUCAUUCAGGAGAGAAGCCCUACACAUGCAGUCAGUGUGGUAAAGCCUUCACUCAGAACUCUUCCCUUGUUGAACAUGAAAGGACUCACACUGGAGAGAAACUUUAUAAGUGUAGUGAGUGUGAAAAAACUUUCCGCAAACAAGCACACCUUAGUGAGCAUUACAAAAUUCAUACUGGAGAAAAACCUUAUGAAUGUGUUGGAUGUGGAAAAUCCUUUAGGCACAGUUCAGCACUUCUUCGACAUCAGAGGCUUCAUGCUGGAGAGUAAAAUUUGGAAUAUAAUGAGUAUGGAAAGAUUUGUAUGAAAGCAUCUUUUUUUUUUCUCUUAAAUUCCUGGGACUAUAAGACUCAAUCUGCAGCUAGUAUGAAUAUUUUAUAUUUUGAACAAGAAGUAACGUGUCCUAAUCUGGAGUUUGAUGCCUUAUCUGCUGCUCAAUGCGUGUAACCUUAUCCCCUCUGAGCCUCAGUUUCCCUGUCCCCCAAUAGAAAAAUGGGGAUAUUUCCUAGGGUUGUGUUGAGAAUAAAAUGAGUUCUGUGUGACAGUUAACUGCCAUUAAUUAGCUGUUCUAAAAGUUUAUUUAAAAUAUUAAAAUCUGACUGGCAAAUCAGCAUUGUCGUUUGGUUCCAUAAUGUAUUAUUUCUUAAGGACAUUUUGUAAUUGGGCUGUGAUUUCAUUAUUAAUCUGCAGAAGUCUAUUUAAACUGUAUGUCUAGGUUUAAAUAGGAUAAUAUAAUCUAGACUGGUUUAUCCUUGAGAAAUUUCAGAUUUAAUAAGAGGAAAAAAAUUACUGAUUGAGAUUUAAGUGGACAUUUUGAGGUGUACUUCUGGAUACCCUCAAGAUCUUCAUUUAGGUUGUGAUACUUUUUAUUACUAGGUCUAAUUUGACUUUAAGCUCUAAGUUUUACUUUUGCAUUAAAAGGAAAGCCUCUCUGACAUUAACUAAAUAAAACCUCAAGUUGUGGGACUUCUGUGUGUGUUUAGGAUUGGCAGCAGAUGAUUAAGAGAAGGCGUAGGACAGUAGAGAGGACUGGAAUACAGAGGAGAAUAUAAGCAUGUAGAUGAGGAUGUGGCUGUAUUUGUUUUGAGUUCUAGGAGCAGAGCACCAAAUGUAGUCUCUUAAGGGAAGAUGAGGUUAGAAGAUACUAAGAUCCCAGGUUCCAGCAAGCUAUGCCACUGACUAACAACUAGCCACUUGUCAAAGGAAGGAGAGAACAGUGUUUUGGGGAAGCUGAUGGGUUGGAGUGCCUAAUUAAAAGACUGGCUCAUUAAAAGCCAUAAAAAAGCAAAGAAAGGAUACUUUUAAUGGUGCAUUAGGCUGUGCUAGGCUCUUUAAUGUAAACAAGCACCUCUAAUGCUAAAAGCAUCCUUGCAAGAAAGGUAGGAGUUAACUAUUCACAUCCUAUAGUCAAGGAAAAAAGAGUUUGACUUUCUGAAAGUUAAACAGGUAAUGUCAGUUGAAUCUCAAAUAUGUAUCUUAUUAUCAAAAGUGUAGUUCUGGUUUCUAUAAUACCAAAGUCACAUGCAGGUAAUUUCCUACCAUUAAACCUUGCUAUUAAUGUGAGAUGCCAAAUUUGUCAAAACCAUUCUUAAAAAGUAAAGAUUGAUUUUUUUCAA
This is a messenger RNA of Sapajus apella (tufted capuchin), 2943 nucleotides long. It is a transcript of the gene ZNF501, whose product is annotated as zinc finger protein 501. The record is from RefSeq and is a predicted model, not a curated record. Bases 683 to 1597 code for a protein of 304 amino acids. The transcript is spliced from 2 exons. Lineage: Eukaryota; Metazoa; Chordata; Mammalia; Primates; Cebidae.